Alternaria atra is the source of this 1902-nucleotide messenger RNA. RefSeq lists its product as uncharacterized. Gene Ontology annotation, molecular function: flavin-dependent sulfhydryl oxidase activity; flavin adenine dinucleotide binding. NCBI's taxonomy places the organism in Eukaryota, Fungi, Ascomycota, Dothideomycetes, Pleosporales, Pleosporaceae. The record is from RefSeq and is a predicted model, not a curated record. Gene Ontology annotation, cellular component: mitochondrion. The transcript is spliced from 4 exons. The coding region runs from base 1 to 1902 and encodes 633 amino acids.
AUGAUUCGCACCACUGGCCUCAGAGCCCGGUUCGCUCUCUUUGCUCUAGUCGUCUUCGCCCUGUGCUCGUUCAUUCUUGUAGGACCCUACAAAGUGACGCCAUCACAUCUAGCACCAACAUCGACUGAGAAGAAGCUGGGCCGUACCAGCGAGGCUGUGCUCACGGGACAUGCGAUCGCGCCAAAACUGGAGAAUGCGACGGCAAAGGCAGAACUCGGUCGCGCCGCGUGGAAAGUCCUACACACAACCUUCGCUCGUUUCCCCGAAAGCCCUACCGAAGAGGAGCAAGAGGCACUGCGGUCAUAUGUACACUUGUUCCAACGCCUGUACCCUUGCGGGGAAUGCGCAGAGCACUUCGGACAAGUACUCGCAAAGUACCCUCCCCAGGUAUCGUCACGGACAGCGGCCGCCAUGUGGGGUUGCUACGUACACAACAUUGUCAACAAGAGGCUGAAGAAGCCCGAGUUCAAUUGCGCAGACAUAGGUGAUGCAUAUGAUUGUGGUGCCUGCAUAACCGAAGACCAGAAGUACCAGGGUAAACUCUACAAAGAGAAGAAGAAGGGCCCGCAACAGAAGAGAGAUAGCGCCUACCACGACAACUCGCAAGCGCUCGCUCCUCACAAUGCAUACGUCGAAGAAGCUCGCGAUCAUGACAACGCCGUCGCAGUCGUGGAUGCUCCGCCCCGCGCGCCCACUCCUCCCCCAGCAGCGCAUUCUCUAGGCUAUCAUGAGCAACAGGCUCUUGAGGCACCCAAUGUCUUCGAUUUCCUCGACCCUUCCUCGACGCCCAAUAUCCCGAGAACGAGCGCGCCCAUCAAUGAAGCGCGCAUGCUUGAAGACAGCCAGCCACCUGCAUACAAGGAGCAGUACAUGCCUACGAUCGCGGACGUUAUGAAGUUCCAGGUACCUGACGACGACGAGUCUUUCGCACAGAACGGCUUCUCAUACGGGAACGACCAAGUUCGCCCUUCCAAUGAGCGCUACGACUCAUACACUACGCCUGCUCCUAAGCCAAAGCACUCGAGAAACAAGUCGCGCGAUACCGAUGUUGAGACCACGUCGAAGAAGACGGAUCGCAAGCGCAAGCGCAAUUCGCCCAGCGAACUCGACAUGUCGCUGGUCCGCGCCCAAGAGGAAAGGGAUACCAUGAUGGCUGAUGCGCCCGCGACGCUCCACUCUGGUCUCACUGGGGGACUGAACAGACUGCUUGCCCGACCUGAGUUCCCACCGUCGCCAGAUGACUCCGGUGACUAUGUCAACUCGCCUCUGAGCCCCAUGAAACGCGCCAAGCAGGGCAACUCCAAAGCUCUUAUGCGCGCGCAGCGAGAAUACGAGGCCGAACAGGCUAAGCAGCGCAAGGCUGAUAUCAAGGCACGCGAGCAAGCAGAGAAGAAGGAGAAGGACAGGGGCCGCGAAAAGGAGCGCAAGGAGCGCAAGGCUAGCACCGCUCUCGUGAAGAUCAGGCCCAAGAAGAAGCGCGAGGAUUCUACAACAGAGGUUCGUCGGAUCCGCCGCCGGCAAUACUCGUCUUCCGUGUCACCAGCACCGCGCGAGCGCAAGAGUGUCAAGGCCAUUGAGUACCAUCGUUCUGCAACCAACUCUCCGGAACCAGAUGGACAAGGCCAGCUCAUUGUGCGUCCCAAUGGACACGUCGCACCUGUCUCGCCGGAUUACGAUGCCCGCGCGGGACUGUUCAUGUCCUUCAUCACUAAGGGCCCAGACUCUGAGCGCGGCAUGAGUGUCAACAAGGCUCUAAAACGGUACCAUCGCGAGCGUCACGAGCACCACGAUCGCGCGCCCUCCAAGGCUGACGAGGAGAAAGAGCUCUGGAAGGAUCUACGUCUCCGAAGAAACGACAGGGGCGAGAUCGUUCUGUUCUUCGCUCCCACCGAGGCUUCGUGA